GUUUGUGUAUAUGUUCUGUCGGCUCUCGGCAUCACUGCGGGUGCUCACAGACUCUGGUCCCACAGAUCUUAUAGAGCUACAUAUCCGCUAAGAGUAUUUCUGAUGAUUUGCAAUAGCUUCGCCAAUCAAGGAAGUAUUAUACACUGGGCUUCGAAUCAUCGAGCACAUCAUCUUCAUGCUGAUACUGAUAGAGAUCCACAUGAUUCACAACGAGGAUUCUUCUAUGCCCACAUUGGAUGGUUAUUGAUACAUAAACCAAAGUUGGUCGCAGAUGCUUGCAGCAGGAUUUCUGUAGAGGAUCUAUAUAAUGAUAAUGUAUUACUACUGCAGCAUU
Messenger RNA from Perkinsus marinus ATCC 50983, 334 nucleotides. Its product is annotated as stearoyl-coa desaturase, putative. The record is from RefSeq and is a predicted model, not a curated record. Gene Ontology annotation, cellular component: endoplasmic reticulum membrane. Gene Ontology annotation, biological process: unsaturated fatty acid biosynthetic process. The transcript has a single exon. Lineage: Eukaryota; Perkinsozoa; Perkinsida; Perkinsidae. Gene Ontology annotation, molecular function: iron ion binding; stearoyl-CoA 9-desaturase activity. The annotation marks the transcript as partial.